Messenger RNA from Aegilops tauschii subsp. strangulata, 1369 nucleotides. RefSeq lists its product as uncharacterized. The record is from RefSeq and is a predicted model, not a curated record. Lineage: Eukaryota; Viridiplantae; Streptophyta; Magnoliopsida; Poales; Poaceae.
GGUCGCAUGCAAUCCUUGAAUAUUCCGCCCGUUCUGAUCCUUUCUUUCCGGAAACGUACUUGAGUCAUGAACUGCAGAUAAGUUCCCAUCCUAUCCACUUUUUUGUAGGAAGCUAUCCACUUGUUUAUUAUUGCUUUAUCUCUCCACACUAUUUAUCAGUGAUAGUAUUGGUUGGAUUUUUGUGUCGAGGAUCCAUUCACACCUCUCAAGUCUCAACCAAAAGCGUACUGCCGGUGGUUUCCGUUCCUAUCUCUGGCGAGCUUGGUUCCUCCCGACUCUCCCCUCUCGUGCUCCUGGUGGCCGUCCUCUUAUUUUGCUGGUCGCUUCGUGUUCGUGGUGUAGGGCUCUGUGGGCGGCAGUCGCUUGCUUCAUUUGGGCCGGUUCCCGUCGACUUGGAGGUAACGAGUGUAGUGUGAUCAUCCAUGGGGAAGAAAGGUAUAGUGGUGGCGACCACCGUCGUCGCCGUGAUGACUGUCAUCUUCGGAGUCAUCAGCGCGGUUUUCUUGGGACAGAGACGCUAUGAGGAUGACCACGAUGACCGCAGCGUGUGUAAGUACGAGCAAUCGCCGGCGACGGCUUGCGGCGUCGUGGCGGCCGUGCUGGCGCUAACGACACAGGUUCUCGCCAGCGUGGCCAUCGGCUGCUGUGGGGCAUGGCAGAAUCCCAAGAGGGCCAAUCGCAUCGCCGCCGUCGUUUUCUAUGUCAUCUCAUGGAUCCUAGCGAUCAUAGCGGUGCUAGCUUUCCUGGGAGGCGCCCUAUUAGGGAUUGAAGGAUCUAUGGAGAAAACUAUUGGGAAUAGUAGUUGUGUCGGAGGUGUCGGAGGUGUUGCAGUUUUCGUGGAAGCGACAUUUCUGUUUCUUGUAGUUGUCGCCCUUGUGGUCUCCUCGUAUCUUCUUAUUCAGAGAAAUGACCACCACGAAGCAACCGCGGGCAAUAAUCCUCCUUUGGUACCAACCGCUACAUCUCCUUCGGCACCAACAGCUACAUCCAAAGACAGCGCCUACGCUUCUACUCCUGCGCCAGCAAAUCAAGUCUGAAGUUAGCUCUGCCACUAUGCAACAGUUGUCUUUGCCUUCCAAAAGGAGGAACAUGCUUUCUGCACGUCGUAAGUGGAAGGCACUCGUUGCGGCCUUCCAUUCCAAAAUACUUGGUGGUUUUAGUUCAAAUUCAAACUAAAACCACAACAAGUAUUUUGAAACGGAUGGUGUACAUGCUUAUCAUUUCUUACAUACAGCAUUAAAUUGUUUUCGUAAUAUGGGUUUGAGGGCUUCUUUUUAUCAUAUGGAUUGUACAUUUUUCAUACACGGUAGAAACAUUUUUCUAUACUUGUUUACAUUUUUCAAAUAUAUGAUUAAUAUUAAUUUAGCUA